Papilio machaon (common yellow swallowtail) is the source of this 472-nucleotide messenger RNA. Its product is annotated as small proline-rich protein 2D. The record is from RefSeq and is a predicted model, not a curated record. The transcript is spliced from 2 exons. Bases 32 to 436 code for a protein of 134 amino acids. NCBI's taxonomy places the organism in Eukaryota, Metazoa, Arthropoda, Insecta, Lepidoptera, Papilionidae.
ACGAAGCCUUCAGCAGACACAGUCGGCAAAUAUGCAUUCAUCGGCUCUUCUCGUCUUGACUCUGGUCGGUCUCGCGACGGCGGCCCCCUGGCGCUGCUACAGGACUCGGAACGGGGACACCGUUUGCAUUGGUAACCAGCGCGAGCCGUGCAUUCCCCAGCCAACAAUCUGCACUCCACCGCUCACCCCACCCUGCGCGGGCCCCGCUUACGUCUAUACCCCACAGUGCAUUCCUCCCUGUCCGCAACCCGAGCCGUACAUUCCGCCAUGCCCGGAACCAUGUCCGGAACCGUGCCCGGAACCAUUACCCCCAAACCCUUGUUAUUACCCGUAUAUACCGCCGUGUCCCGAACCUUGUCCGGAACCGGAACCGACACCUUGCUAUUAUCAACGUUUCCAGCCUUGUAUUGAGCCAUGCGCAAUGCCCUGUUAUUAAGUCUAUGGACUUAAUUAAUACAUUUCACUUAUUUUG